Gopherus flavomarginatus (Mexican gopher tortoise) is the source of this 2467-nucleotide messenger RNA. RefSeq names its product C-terminal binding protein 1 (gene CTBP1). The transcript is spliced from 10 exons. The record is from RefSeq and is a predicted model, not a curated record. Lineage: Eukaryota; Metazoa; Chordata; Testudines; Testudinidae. Bases 301 to 1593 code for a protein of 430 amino acids. Gene Ontology annotation, molecular function: NAD binding; transcription corepressor activity; oxidoreductase activity, acting on the CH-OH group of donors, NAD or NADP as acceptor.
AAAAAGAGAAUUGAAGCAUUUGUUUUGAAAAAAGAAAAACACAUUUAAAGAAUUACAUGGACUUUGCAAACAGAUAUAAGAAAAUGAAAGUAAAAAUUUGAACACGAUCCAGGCUACAGAGGUUGCAGUGGAUAAGAAGUUUAAAAGCUUUGGUUCAAGAUUACAGGAGACUGCAAGAAAAGUUAAAGACAUGGAAAUGAGGAUCAAGUGACAGGAUGCUAUUUUGCCUGAGAAUACUGAAGAUUGUAAAGCAUUGAGAAAUCGAAUUCAUGACCCUGGAAAUCAAGCUCAGAUUAAGAAAUGUCAGGCAUUCGACCUCCGAUCAUGAAUGGGCCCAUGCACCCACGCCCUUUGGUAGCUUUGCUGGAUGGCAGGGAUUGUACAGUAGAAAUGCCUAUUCUGAAGGAUGUAGCCACGGUGGCAUUUUGUGAUGCUCAGUCUACACAAGAAAUUCAUGAAAAGGUACUAAAUGAAGCAGUGGGUGCACUGAUGUAUCACACUAUCACUUUAACACGAGAAGACCUGGAGAAAUUCAAAGCACUUCGAAUAAUUGUCCGAAUUGGCAGUGGUUUUGAUAACAUUGACAUCAAAUCUGCUGGGGAUUUAGGAAUUGCAGUAUGUAAUGUGCCAGCUGCAUCAGUAGAAGAGACAGCAGAUUCUACAAUGUGCCACAUUCUGAACCUUUACAGGCGAACCACCUGGCUUCAUCAGGCCUUGCGAGAAGGCACAAGAGUACAGAGUGUUGAGCAGAUUCGGGAAGUCGCUUCUGGAGCUGCCAGGAUUAGAGGGGAGACCUUGGGCAUUAUUGGAUUAGGACGUGUUGGGCAAGCAGUAGCACUACGUGCAAAGGCCUUUGGCUUUAGUGUUCUUUUUUAUGACCCAUACCUCUCAGAUGGCAUUGAACGUGCUCUUGGACUGCAGCGGGUGAGCACUUUACAGGACCUGCUAUUUCACAGUGACUGUGUAACCCUGCACUGCAACUUGAAUGAACACAAUCAUCAUCUUAUUAAUGACUUCACCAUUAAACAGAUGAGACAAGGGGCUUUCCUGGUCAACACAGCUCGAGGUGGGUUAGUAGACGAAAAAGCACUUGCACAGGCCCUGAAGGAAGGAAGGAUACGAGGGGCAGCCUUAGAUGUACAUGAGUCAGAACCAUUCAGCUUUAGUCAGGGUCCAUUGAAGGAUGCACCAAACCUGAUCUGUACCCCACAUGCAGCCUGGUACAGUGAACAAGCUUCAAUUGAGAUGCGGGAGGAAGCAGCACGAGAGAUCCGUAGGGCUAUCACAGGUCGUAUUCCAGACAGCCUGAAAAACUGUGUUAACAAAGAUCAUUUGACUGCAGCUACACCCUGGGCCAGCAUGGAUCCAGGAGUUGUUCAUCCAGAGCUUAAUGGUGCGGCAUACAGCAGGUAUCCCCCAGGUGUUGUAAGCAUGGCUCCAGCUGGUAUACCUACGGCAGUAGAAGGAAUAGUUCCCAACCCCAUGUCUUUAUCACACGGCCUUCCUGCUGUGGCCCAUCCACCACAUGCUCCUUCCCCCGGCCAAACAGUCAAACCAGAAGCUGAUAGAGACCACCCAAGUGACCAAUUGUAGCCUAAGAAAACAGCAUUCCCAACAUUGGAGAUUUCAACUUCAGAGAGUGUGUGGAAAAAAUCUGGAUUUUGAAUAAAGGCAAAACUAUGAACUUACAGGAGGAGACAAUAAUUGUUUUAGAAACUGGUCCAAUAUACAGUAUAAAAGGAAAAGGUGGGAGAUGAAAAGAAGAUUCGGAAACGUUUUUUCCUCCAUAUAAAUUGUAGUUUGUCCCUGUCCAGUGGACUGAUUCACUGUUUCUGUGUCCUAUGGGUUCUUUGUUAAGCAAGAGAAGUUAGUAGUUAAUUAUAUCAUGAAUGUACUUGUCUGUGUACAGUUUUUAGAACAUUAAAAAGGGUUUGUUUUGCUUAGCUGUCAACAAGGAAAAAACACAUAAGGGAGGCAUUCAACAAACCAAUUUUGAGAUUAAAAUCCUUUCUUUUAUAUGUUAAAACAUGCCCAAAAAUGAGGCAGUUGGCAAACUUCUCAGGACAAUGAAUUUUUCCCAUUUUUCUUUCUACACCACACAGUGCAUUGUUUUUUCUACCUGCUUGUCUUAUUUUUUAGAAUGAUUUAGUAAACAAAAGAAAAAACAGUUUCUCCUUAUUUUGGCAUGAAUUCCCUUAUUUCAAAAUGAAGACAACAUUGCAAAGAGAUUUUGAGGAAAAAAAGGUUUUGUAUAAACAAGCAUUGUGCUUUUUGUCACCAGUUAAAGUAUAUAUUAUUGGUGGUUUGCGAAAAAGGCACUAGACUACUGAAAAGUAGCAGCAUUUCAUUGCCUACAUUGAUUCCUUCCUGGUAAUGUGGUAGGCUAGCAAUAUUUUUGGUUAAAAUCAUGUUUGUGACUGUAACCAUUUGUAUGAAUUAUUUUAAAGAAAUAAAAAUCCCAGACAAA